GGCGCUGCGUGACGUAGGAGGAAGAAGCCGCCAUUAGGGGCAGCAGAGCCGCGGCUCCCGGGCAGGUUCGGUUGCCGUGCCCGUCUCCUGCCUCUGUCUCCGCGGCCUCCCCGGUGACUCUCCUCCCCGCCCCCGCCAGCCCCUCUCCCCCGCGGGCCCUCGUCCCGGUGGGCGGCGGCGGCGCCGCGGAGCGGCCCGUUGAUGUGAGGCGCGGCUCAGCGGCGGGGCGCGGAUGGCGACGGGGGCCGGCGCGGCGGCCGGGGGCCGCAGCUUCUCCUUCAAGGUGGUGCUGCUCGGGGAGGGCUGCGUGGGGAAAACAUCGCUGGUGCUGCGCUACUGCGAAAACAAGUUCAACGACAAGCACAUCACCACCCUGCAGGCAUCUUUUCUUACGAAGAAACUAAAUAUUGGUGGAAAAAGAGUAAACCUUGCAAUAUGGGAUACAGCUGGUCAAGAGAGAUUUCAUGCAUUGGGGCCUAUCUACUACAGGGACUCUAAUGGCGCUAUUCUAGUAUACGAUAUAACAGAUGAAGACUCUUUUCAAAAGGUAAAAAACUGGGUUAAGGAAUUAAGAAAAAUGUUGGGAAAUGAAAUCUGUUUAUGUAUAGUAGGUAACAAAAUAGACUUGGAAAAAGAGAGACAUGUUUCCGUGCAAGAAGCAGAAAUGUAUGCUGAAUCUGUUGGAGCAAAACAUUAUCACACGUCAGCUAAACAGAACAAAGGAAUUGAAGAACUGUUUCUUGACCUUUGCAAAAGAAUGAUAGAAACUGCUCAAGUGGAUGAAAGAGCAAGAGGCAAUGGCUCCAGUCAGUCAGGAAUUGCAAGGCGAGGUGUACAGAUCAUUGAUGAUGAGCCACAAGUACAGAGCAGUGGAGGGUGCUGUUCUUCUGGAUAAUUAUAAAACUGUGCAUCACUGCCCUCUCAGUAUGAAGACUGCCAUAUUCCAAGUCACACAUUCUUUACCAAUGGAGUAAUAGAAUUAACAGUAUUUAAAAAUAAUCACAUGUAACACUGCAGAGACCUUAAGUGCUAAACUAGGGGCAUCUGUGACCAGAGAAUUGGCAAUUUCUACAGUGGUUAACAAAGCAAUUACCAAUGGCCUUUUUACAUAUUUUUCUUUAAUGAAGAAUAAUAUGCAUGUAGAAAAGACCUACUUAAAGGCUUCAUUUAUAUUCUUUUAAAUCAGAUCAUUAUUUAAUAACUUAUAUACAUUGUUGUUGGAAUGGUAUACGUUUUUGCAGCUCUUUGUACUUUGUGGUAGAUGGAAUUGUAUCACUUCUAAAAUGCAAAUUGAUUUUUUUUAAAUUAGCAGAUACCUGAAUUAAUAUUUUUGCAGGGCCUCCACAAGUCUAUAACUCAACUACUUUGAUAUAUUCUGUUCAUCUGUAUGCCAAGCUGAUAAAAUACAUUGUAAAUUACAUAUUAAAUAUUUUAUCUGCUUUUACAGUUGCAGGAGCAGAAAUAUGUACAUCAGUCUUGUCAGUGAUUGUGAAGUGAAUAAGUCAGUGAAAGAUACAAGCUUUUCAUGUACAGUGUUAAAUUGCUCAUUCUAUUCCCCUACCUGAAAACAGCUUUGUUUUUGGUACAUCCAUAGAUACAGCAAUUCUUUAAUCCAUUUCUGGCAAGCAGCAGUAUUUAGAGUAUCCCCUUACUGGAAGAGAAUGCUUCUGUAAAAACUGCUGUUUAACAUUGAGGUGUUUGACUUGCAGCUAAAACAGUUGGUGCAUGUACAUACCUUGCCUCUGCAGUUACUUUGUUCUCUCAGAAGAUCCCCAGAAAGUCAAAGCAACUUUAGCCCUCAUCCAUCUGGAAGCCAGUAAGCCAGAUGCAUGGGAAACUCUUUAGCUGCUCUAAUACAUUUGUUUCCAAAGACAGCAUUAUAAACUAUUCAUGAACUUAUUUUUUUCCCUGUAGGGCCUGAGUGAACAAAAUUGGCAUUAAUUAGAACUUCUAAUUUGGAGUGAUUAAAUUGAAGAUGUGAAACUUGCCAGAUGUAGCUGUAACUUUGGGGAUUCUAGGCAGAAUUGAACUUACUCCCAACUUGCUCUUUCUCCUGUGAAGUGUUUUUCAAAACUCCACUUAAGUUUCAGGAGGAGGGUUUUCAGAAAAAAAUGUGUUAACUACUAUCACAAAAGAACACAAGUGGUGGUAGCUGAAACUUCAAAAUGUUUUGUGCUUUGACUUUUUUUACUUAAGUUGUCAUGCUUGGAAAAACAGUAAAGGUGAUGUCUAUGGCAAAGUAGAAUAUCCUUGGCCUUCCUUUUUCUGAAAGGUAGAUUUAGUAUUGCAUAUGAAUGCACUGAAUGGUAUGGGUAUGUUCUGAUAAAAAAGUAGUAGUAAUGAAUUAGUCUGUGUAAGAAGUGUGCUGUCUUCAAUCUGAUUUUUAUUCUCUCUGAAAUAGAGGGCUUUGAUACAGAGUGAUCCUGGUGCAUUUUCUCCUUUUCUGCCUUAACUGUGGUGUAUAUACUUUUUCUUAGACUACCAUUGCUGUGCUCUUCUGAUGUGUUUGUGUGCAUGAUAGAGACAGGUGGUCUGUUUGUGCUAGUGAAGAUCAAGCUUCUUGGCUGUGCAGAGCUUUGGUGUGAACCUAAAAGCUGUGAUUAUAUUUGUCAACAUGUAGCAACACCAUUACCUUUCACAUCUGACAACACUGAGCUCUGACAAAGUUGAAAACAAGAUUGGUUUGAUCUAACACUGGUAUCUGACAAUCAGCCUUGUAAGUGAUACAAUAUAUGAAGAGUGAAAUUCUCAAGUCUUGAUGUUCAAGAAUGGAAUUGCCUCAGAAUAGGAGUUUCAGGGGUUUUGAUUAAAAUUUAAUUUUUUCCAUCUCUGCAAAUAAACCCCCAAGCAGCCCAGCUUCAACUAGACUUAGUUGAAGCAGCGUGUAGAAUGUAUCUUUUUGCCUGCAGCUAAAGAGUUUUUAGUGUAUUGUGUGGUAGGGGCAUCCCAUGUGACUUCUGUCAAUUGCAAAACCAACAAAGGCACGUUGAUACUAGCUCUUAAGUCCCUUAUGGAAUUAAAACUAUUACUACUGAAAACUUAGGUGGGGAUAAAGAGGUCUACAAUUUUGUAAUACUAAAAAGGUUCUGGUUGCAAUUAGUGGAAUAUUUUUUAAAAUAAAUUCUCAAGUUACUUUUCUUACUUAAGCUACAACAUAAAAAAAUACUCACUGGAAGCCUUCCUGUCUAAGCUGUGGCUUGGUUGGACUUUAUUUAUGAAAUUUAAAACUUGUGUUUGCAGGGUAUCAUCAUAUAACUGGAUGAAAGUAUAGCUUUGUGAAGUCUGGGAAGCUGGUUGAAGAUUAGACAGAGGUGAAAACAUGAAUUGUUUAGACUGAUUUACAGAAGACUUCAGCUAUUCAUAGUUAGCAGAUAAAAUAUAACAGUUCCAGGAAAAAGCAUCUUUGUCAAAGAUACCGAGAAUGUUCUUUGCACUUGAUAUACAGAAAAGCACAAAUAGCUUGGUUUUAUUGAACAGGAUCUUACUUAAAUAACCUGGUGUUACUGCUAUGUGACUUGCUUUUCAAGAGUCUUGAAUCUUGCAUUUUAUAUAGAUUGCCUGGUUUGUACAUCUGAAGGAGAACUGUUUUCUUGUUGCUGAUUUCUGUGGCUGUAAACAAGUAAGCUAUUAUUCAUUCUUCUGAGAAGUGAAAGAGAACAAGGCUGUCUGUCUUUAGGAAGAAGCUCUCUUGUGGGGCAGAUAGCUAGACACUCACUAUAGCAUGUGUAAAUCAACACUGAGCACACUUCCUCAGGGUAUAUCUUGACAGAGAUUACUCACAUACAUACUAAAAUAAAAAUGGUAUAACUUUGUACAGUACCUUUCUAAAACAACUUUUAAGUGCUUGCUCACAGUCUUGAUGCUGCUGCUAUGAAUACAUGAGCUACCUAUGAAACUUCAUCUCUUGCUGAAAUAAAAUCCAACAAGCCAAAGUCCAACACCUUUAAUGCAGCAGUAUGUCUCUCUUCUGGGUGUUAUUUAUGGACACUGUAUACUACACUUAGACUUUGCUUCAGAAGCUAUAAAAGAUGGGAUAGACUGAUUCAGACAAGGAUGCACAAAUUCAGAUGUUAUAUUUGGAGAUGACUAGCUGCAAAGACUGGGAGAGAUGGCUUCAUCUGGUUAGCAGUUAUCUUGCACAUGGUUCCAAAAUUGAGGUAUCCAAUGGCAGAUUAACUGUAUGGAUUAGUCUCUUGAAGCAGUCAAGUAAUUGAGUGUUACCUUGAUUAUAUUACUUUCUCUUUUUCAGUGUUCACACAUUUUGUGGACAGGUGUUUUUGCAUUCUACUACAUAGAAAACUUCCUCCAGUUCUUAAAGAACUUAGUGAUUAAAUUUCUACUUUAGUUUCCAAACCAGAUGAAUAAAGUUUGCAAAAAGGUAUGAAGUUAUGGAAAGUGCUUAGAUCUCAAAUGGAAUUCUCAAAAAAUGUUGGAUGCUGUCAAAAAAAAAAGUUUAAACGCAGGUCAGAAAUCUCCAUAAGCUGAAAGUAGUUAAGUGAUACAUAUAGUAGAGUACGGGAACAAGAGCUGGAGCCAGCCACAUCUGCUUUUAGUGGAAUGAAAAGGAGAAGUAGGAAAAAAAAAAAAAAGGAAUGCCGGAAAAACUGAGGUUACUUAUUGUUGGUAGGCUGCUGAGUAAGAUGCCAAGUUAACCAUUUUUUUGAGUUGUUAGAGAGCCUCAGUAAUAGCAACAUCUUAUUCAGGACUUCUAAUAUCACUUCUUGGGUUCUGUGAAAUACUGUUUUUGCUUCAUUAAAGAGAAUGCAACUAACUUUGAGCAGGCUUUCAGGCACAAUACUAACCUGCUUAAAAGUUUUAAUUAGAAUAUGGUAAUUUAUGAACUAUAUAUAUUUCACUGACUUUGCUAAUCUUAGUCUGCAUCACAUUCUAGGAUUUUUUUCUUGAGAAGUUGGGAAGUACAUCAUGCUACUAGGAUAACUUUUACUACACUUGUGUCAGGGAGUUGCAGAUAAUGACCAGCAGAAUUGAGCAGAAUAAGAAGAUGAUUUUGAGAGUUGAAGAGAAUAUGGACUGUUUAUUGUCUUGAGAUCUUGUCUCACUUGAAAAGUGAGAGUCCGUGAAAAAUUCAACAUUAUGACAAACUAUUAUUCUGCCCAAGAUAACAGACAGUAGUUUGGCUCAUAUAAAUUUUUACUGUAAUAUGAUUAAAAUGAUAAAUCUCUCUACUUCUAAAAUGAAAACUUAUUUCAAGCUGAUCUCUCUAGUCUUAUUUUAAGACUUAGGUUUGCUUAACUUGGCCAAAGCCUUAAAUUGAUUGCCAUGUUGUAGAGCCAUAAACUAAACUUUGAUUGUUGGGAGGAGCAGCAUAUUUGUUCAUAUUCUACUGGCCAGUUUUGAUCUUAGAUUAUUUAUUCAAUACCAAAACCAACUAUUUUUUCAGUCUAUUUCCACUGCUUUUUGCACUCAGGCAAAUAAACAUACAUUUGAUGUAGCUGCAGGGUCACUGUUAAAAGAGGGCUCCUCUUUUCCUGCUUCUUGUCUGCAUUAAUCCUUGGUGCUAAAUUACUCCUACAGGAAACUGGGUGCUGUGCAAGAAAGGAAGUGCACGUUCUCUCCUUGCUUCUCUAGCUCCUCUAGACAGUGAUAGGCACAACAGCAGUAAUACCCAGUUUGUCUCAGUUUGAUAACCUUUUUUUUCCUCAAGAGCAGCUUUUCUUACAUCUUGGCAAAUACGUUUUUUUCGGUGUCCCUUCAAGGAGUUUUAAUUCUUUAUUGUAGGUUACCCCAAAGAUGUUUAAUUUGAAAGCAUGACAAGGAAGGAUAAUGAAUAGCAAUUUUACAGCAGUCGUCCCUACAAUUGGCCAUAUCCCAUCUCCAAAACAGUGAAGAGACAGUAUUGAAAAUUUAAUGGUGAGUCCUUGCUAGCUCCUGAUUCUUGGAUAUUGGAGGUGGCUUACAAGAAAUCUCAGCUGAAAGUAUUCGAGAGAACAAAGACUACUUCCUCAUCAGAUGCAAAUGGUUGAUAUCCUGUGACAGAUCCAAACUCAUGUUUUUUUGAACUGUUGAAACUGUUAAAUUGCAGGCCCUUCUUCAAGUUAACCAUCACUUCAAAAAGUUAAGAAAUUUGGGACUUGCAGUGGAAGAGAACAAGUAGUUUCUUUUUCAGAAAAGGAGAGUUAAAACUGCCUAAUCAGGCUCUCUUUAGUAAAAAGAGAAGAGAAAAACCACGUGAUACUUAAAUAUUUAAGUGCUGGCUAUUUGAUCAUGCAGGCAUUAUAAUGAUUGUCUUACUGGAUUUUCUCAUCAGAUAAGUUCAUUAAGCUUAUCAGUCUUACUCAAACAGAAAACACUAGCAGGGCAAAUCCAAUGCUGAAAAGGAUGCAGCAUUUUUAAAGUAGAGUAACUUAACAUUGUCAAAUAUUGUAGGAAUAAUCUAUUUGGCAUUUGUGGAUAAAAGAAAUUUUGUAAAAAUAUACAAAAAAAUACCUUGUACAGACUUCACGAAUGUUAACUUUCCUAGUGCAUUUCUGCAGCUGGAGUUCUUAAAUACAUCUUGAUAUAUUUUAUAUACCAGUGCAUUUACAGGAAAAUAGUCCUGUGAUAAAUUAAUGCCAAAUGGUCAAUCAACUAUAAAAACAAGGAUUCUGUUGUCAUGACUGCUGGUUUAUCAAUGCCUAAUAUUAAAAGUGAAAAUGCAUGGAAAUUGACCAGUAGGGGAGAAAAAGUGUACUGAA
Messenger RNA from Lonchura striata (white-rumped munia), 6695 nucleotides. It is a transcript of the gene RAB21, whose product is annotated as RAB21, member RAS oncogene family. Lineage: Eukaryota; Metazoa; Chordata; Aves; Passeriformes; Estrildidae. The record is from RefSeq and is a predicted model, not a curated record. Gene Ontology annotation, molecular function: GTP binding; GTPase activity. Gene Ontology annotation, biological process: Rab protein signal transduction.